This is a messenger RNA of Chondrus crispus (carragheen), 1218 nucleotides long. RefSeq names its product Glycerol-3-phosphate dehydrogenase. The record is from RefSeq and is a predicted model, not a curated record. Gene Ontology annotation, cellular component: cytosol; glycerol-3-phosphate dehydrogenase (FAD) complex. The transcript has 2 exons. Gene Ontology annotation, molecular function: NAD binding; glycerol-3-phosphate dehydrogenase [NAD(P)+] activity. The coding region runs from base 1 to 1218 and encodes 405 amino acids. Gene Ontology annotation, biological process: carbohydrate metabolic process; glycerol-3-phosphate catabolic process. NCBI's taxonomy places the organism in Eukaryota, Rhodophyta, Florideophyceae, Gigartinales, Gigartinaceae.
AUGCCCUCCCCCGCCCAGCGCCGCCCCCGCCCCGCCUUCACCCUCGCCACCCCGCUCGCGGCCGUCCGCCACGCCCGCCGCGCGACGUCGCGGCGCCCACCGCGCUGCGCGCUCCCCCCGAACCGCCCGCCAUCGCACCUGCGCCCCUCCGAAGGCGUGUACAGCGAGGAGGACUGGCUAGUGCGCUCGCGCAUACGGCGCUCUCCGCAGCAGGCGGCGCAGACGAAGGUCGUCGUGUGCGGCGGCGGCUCGUUCGGCACGGCCAUGGCCAACCUGCUGGCGCGGAACGGCUACCCCGUCUCGCUCCUCGUGCGCAAGGCCUGGGUCAGCGACGAGAUCAACAUGGAGCACCGCAACCCCAAGUACCUGUCCGAGUACCUGCUGCCGGACAACCUCACGGCCACCACGGACCCCGCCGCCGCCUUCCGCGAUGCCAAGCUCUGCGUGCACGCCGUCCCCGUCCAGGUCUCGCGCGAGUUCGUCACCGGCAUCGCCCCCUUCGUCCCGCCCCACCUCCCCGUCCUGUGCACGUCCAAGGGGCUCGAGAUCUCCCGCCUCGAGCUCAUGUGCGACUUGCUCCCCACCAUUCUGGGGACCGAGCGCAAGUACGCCUAUUUGUCCGGCCCGUCCUUCGCCAAGGAGAUCAUCCAGGGCCUGCCCACCGCCGUCGUCGUCGCGUCGGCCGACCACACCUUUGCAAACAGCCUCUGCGACAUGCUCUCGUCCCCGUCGUUUAUGGUCUUCACAUCGACGGACACCGUCGGCCUGGAGGUCGCUGGCGCCAUCAAGAACGUCAUCGCCAUUGCCGCGGGCAUGAGCGACGGCCUGGGCCUGGGCACCAACUCCAUGGCCGCCCUCGUCACGCGGGGCUGCAGCGAGAUGCGCCGCAUCGCCAUUGCCCAGGGCGCGUCGCCUGUCACGCUGGCGGGGCUCAGCGGCGUGGGCGACACCUUUUUGACCUGCUUUGGACCGCUGAGUAGGAACCGCACCGUGGGCGUGCGCCUGGGCAGGGGUGAGAAGCUCGAGGAUAUUCUGAGCACGUCCAUGCAGAUUGCAGAGGGCGUCGCCACGGCAAAGGCCCUCAACUCCCCCAUGGCUAUUCGCGCAAGUCUCAAGUAUCCCAUUUUGUACGGCGUCGCAGCCAUACUGGAUGGCAAGAUCACCCCCAGGGAAGGCCUUCAUAUGCUGCUGGCAAUGCCGCCCCGGCCAGAAGAUUGA